AUGAAACAAGAUCAAGAGCGAUUGCGAGAUGCAGCCAGAACACAACAUGCACCUUGGCUUACGGAGCUCCAGCCAUUGUUGCGAUGCGAUGAGAAACAACAAAUUCCUCUACAGUUCGCUUUAGUUGUCUCAGAUCCGUCCAAAAACUGGAGGAAGUCCGAACAGUAUUCGGUACCGGGGGUCAUGGCGUGCAUAUUCGUCCCGGAGGUUGUACAAGCAGCCGGACUCGGGCUCAGGAAUUUCACCAAAGAGCGAGGCCGCGAAGAAUCGAAGCGGCGCGAAGCUCAAGCUCAAGGUAGCUCAAGCUUGGAUCGUUAG
Molecule: messenger RNA, 318 nt
Organism: Botrytis byssoidea
Lineage: Eukaryota; Fungi; Ascomycota; Leotiomycetes; Helotiales; Sclerotiniaceae
Exons: 3
Coding region: 1-318 (105 amino acids)
Source: RefSeq, a predicted model, not a curated record